This is a messenger RNA of Scheffersomyces coipomensis, 1918 nucleotides long. RefSeq names its product delta(14)-sterol reductase (gene ERG24). NCBI's taxonomy places the organism in Eukaryota, Fungi, Ascomycota, Pichiomycetes, Serinales, Debaryomycetaceae. Gene Ontology annotation, biological process: ergosterol biosynthetic process. The transcript has a single exon. Gene Ontology annotation, cellular component: endoplasmic reticulum membrane. The record is from RefSeq and is a predicted model, not a curated record. Bases 473 to 1807 code for a protein of 444 amino acids. Gene Ontology annotation, molecular function: Delta14-sterol reductase activity.
AAGUACUAUAUAUCCCCUAUUCAUUUCUUAUAAGUUGACUUUAAGUAUCAUAUAUUGUUCAAAUUUAUCAAUACUCCAUAUAGUUAGUUGCUUUAAAUUGGUUUGUUAAACUACUACCACAGACACCGUAUGUAUUAUGAUUAGAGCAAUUUUUCUUAUGUUGCGAUCAUAGCUCGUAUAACAACCAAAACAGUGUCGUAUAGACAGUUGAGGCUAAGUUCAAGUAUUGUAAUUGUAGGGAACGACUAAAACCAUAUAAAUCAACGAAUAGAUACCUAAAUUACCUGAAGUACCUCAACAGUCCUCUUAUUACAAUUAUAUUUCAUUAGCCAUACUCAAUUAGAUCAUAUUUCAAGCUUUGACACAGUAUUAUCUCGGUGAGCGGCCUGAAAAAAAAAAUUAUAACAGUAAACAUUGAAAAAUUUACUAUACGAGAUCAAACAAUCAUUUUCAAGACAUUACUUCAAACGAUAUGCCACAAGUAUUGAAUCCCAAGACGACUCAUUGGGAAUUCUCUGGUCUUCCCGGUGCCAUUGGAAUAACGUUAGGAUUACCUACUUUAAUUACAUUUUUUGCAUUAAUCACCAAUGAAACUUAUUCAUUAGAUGGUAUAAAUCUUGAUAUAACAGCAGUUUUAUCACAACUUCCGUCAACUCCAACUGAAUGGUUUGAAUUAUGCUUUAAUAAAGCUUGUUGGACAGCUUAUUUGGUGUGGUUCUUUGGUUUAGUGGUGUUGGAUUUCAUUCUCCCUGGAAAGAAUAUGAAAGGGGUUGCUCUCAGAGAUAAUACUCAAUUAAAUUAUAAAAUUAAUGGAUUAGCUAUGUCAGGUACUUUAGUUGUGGUGUUACUUGCUCGAGUUUAUCAAUCUGAUAAUUGGUUUUUACCAGAGUUACAAUUCAUUUAUGAUAAUCAAUUACAAUUAACUAUCGUCACUACCAUAUUUUCAUUCCUUUUGGCUGUGUUCGUCUAUGUAUGUUCAUUUAUCCCAUUAGCCAAACUUAAUGGAUCAGGAAACAGAGAAAGAAUUUUAUCAAUCAAUGGUAAUACAGGUAAUGUAAUUUAUGAUUGGUUUAUUGGCCGUGAAUUGAAUCCAAGAAUAGGUACUUGGGAUAUUAAAUUGUUCUGUGAAUUAAGACCAGGUUUAUUACUUUGGUUUUUAAUUAAUUUAUCUUGUAUUCAUAAUCAAUAUCAUACCUACGGGGAAGUUACCGAUUCAUUAAUUUUACUUAAUGCUUUACAAGCCUUUUAUGUUUUUGAUGGUGUAUUGAAUGAAGAAGGUGUGUUAAGUAUGAUUGAUAUUACUACCGAUGGAUUUGGAUUCAUGCUUAGUUUUGGAGAUUUAGCUUGGUUACCUUGGUCAUAUUCUGUUCAAACUAGAUAUGUAAGUUUACCUGAACAUAAAGUUAAUCUUGGACCUGUGAAUAUUGCUUUGAUUGUUGGUAUUAAAGCCCUUGGCUAUUAUAUUUUCCAUUCAUCCAAUAAACAAAAAUCUGAUUUCAGACAAGGAAAAUUAGAUCAUCUCAAUUUAAAGAGUAUUAAGACUCAAACUGGAUCAAAAUUAUUAUGCGAUGGAUGGUGGGGAUUAUCACAACAUAUCAAUUAUCUUGGUGAUUGGUUAAUUGGAUGGUCAUGGUGUUUACCAACUGGAUUCCAAACCCCUUUGACUUACUUUUAUGUUAUCUAUUUUGGAACUUUAUUAUUACAUAGACAAACAAGAGAUGAAGCCAAAUGUAAAGCCAAAUAUGGAAAACAAUGGGAGGAGUAUGAAUCUAAAGUUCCUUAUAAGAUUAUUCCAUACGUUUAUUAGGAAUAAGACUAACAACACAAUGCAUAAUAAUAAUAAUUUUUGUAUGUAUAUUAUUGAAAAAAUAGAACUAAAAAUGAGUAAAUUGACAAAAUUUAUAUAAUCAAAUAGAAU